AUGGAGAAAACUCCAGAUUUCAGCUUUGGCUCUCCUAGUUCAGAGUCGCCAGAACAACCAUCACUCCAUGGGGACAAGGAGGAUGUCAACAAGACUGAGGCCCGUUACGGCUCUCGCAUCAAUGAGGCCACCGACAUGUACGGAGACAUGGCCACGGCCGAAGAAUAUGGCUACGUCUCUCGAGGUCUGAAGUCGCGACACAUCCAAUUCAUCGCUCUCGGCGGCACCAUCGGCACCGGUCUGUUCCUUGGUAUCGGCAAGGCCUUUACGCACGCAGGGCCCCUCUCUGUGCUCCUCGGCUACACCUUCACCGGACUCGCCGUGUACGCCAUGAUGAUGUCGCUGGGGGAGAUGGCGACGUGGCUACCUCUCCCCGGCGCCAUCCCGCAGUUCUGCGCGCGGUACGUCGACGACGCCAUGGGGUUCGCCGUGGGCUGGAACAACUGGUACAACAGCGCCAUCACGCUGUGCGCCGAGAUCUCGGCGGCGUCGACCGUCAUUCAAUACUGGCACGGGGCGCAGGACAUCAACGUCGCGGCGUGGAUCAGCAUCAUCAUCGUCGUGGUCCUCGCGCUCAAUAUCUUCGCCGUCUCCAUCUACGGCGAGGCCGAGUUCAUCUUCGCGUCGAUCAAGAUCGUCACCAUCAUCGGGCUGCUGAUCCUCGCUCUCAUCAUCGACGUCGGCGGCGUGCCCGGCCAACACCGCCUGGGGUUCCAGUACUGGCACGACCCGGGCGCCAUGAAGACCUACAUCGCCGGCGGCGACACCGGCCGGUUCCUGGGACUGUGGUCGACGUUCGUCAACGCGGCGUUUUCGUACGGCGGCGUCGAGAUGGUGGCGGUCGCCGCCGGGGAAGCCGAAGACCCUCGGCGCAACAUCCCCAAAGCGGUCCGGCGCGUCUUCUGGCGCAUCCUGUUCUUCUACGUCCUGGGGACGCUGGCCAUCGGCGUCCUGGUCCCUUACAACGACGACCGGCUGCUGGCGGCCAUCAAGAACGGGUCCGCGGGCGCCGCGGCGUCGCCGUGGGUCAUCGCCAUCGUGCGCGCGCACAUCAAGGUGCUGCCGUCGAUCAUCAACGCCGUCAUCCUGACGUCGGCGUCGUCGUCGGCCAACGCCUUCCUGUACACGGGGUCGCGGUACCUGUACGCGCUCGCGCAGAACCGGCAGGCGCCGCGGUUCCUGCUCAAGUGCACCAAGAGGGGCGUCCCGCUGUGGUGCGUGCUCGUCACCUGCUCGGUCUCCCUCCUGACCUACAUGUCGUGCUCGUCCGGCUCGUCCACCGUGUUCCAGUGGUUCCAGAACCUGGUCACCAUCACCACGCUCUUCACCUGGGUCAGCAUCAGCGUCGCCUACGUCCGCUUCCACGCCGCGCUCGCGGCCCAGGGCGUCGACCGCUCGUCGCUCGCCUUCCGGGCCCCGCUGCAGCCGUACCUCAGCUGGGCCUCCCUGGCGUUCUUCUCCCUCAUCAUCCUCUUCAACGGCUUCGACUCCAUCGCCGGCGGGUGGGACUACCAGGCCUUCAUCACCGACUACAUCGGCGUCCCCAUCUUCUUCGGCCUGUUCCUGUUCUGGAAGAUCCUGAAGCGCACCUGCCCCGUCAAACCCGCCGAGGCUGACUUGUACACGGGCAAAGCCGCCCUCGACGCCGUCGUCUGGCCUCGGCGCCGUCCUCGGAAUUGGUUGGAGAGGGUCUGGUUUUGGAUUGCUUAG
This is a messenger RNA of Exophiala spinifera, 1710 nucleotides long. RefSeq lists its product as uncharacterized. Lineage: Eukaryota; Fungi; Ascomycota; Eurotiomycetes; Chaetothyriales; Herpotrichiellaceae. Gene Ontology annotation, molecular function: amino acid transmembrane transporter activity. The record is from RefSeq and is a predicted model, not a curated record. Bases 1 to 1710 code for a protein of 569 amino acids. The transcript has 2 exons. Gene Ontology annotation, biological process: amino acid transmembrane transport. Gene Ontology annotation, cellular component: membrane.